Marmota monax (woodchuck) is the source of this 1158-nucleotide messenger RNA. RefSeq names its product tRNA selenocysteine 1 associated protein 1 (gene Trnau1ap). Gene Ontology annotation, biological process: selenocysteine incorporation. The record is from RefSeq and is a predicted model, not a curated record. Gene Ontology annotation, molecular function: tRNA binding. Gene Ontology annotation, cellular component: nucleus. The transcript is spliced from 10 exons. Bases 108 to 935 code for a protein of 275 amino acids. Lineage: Eukaryota; Metazoa; Chordata; Mammalia; Rodentia; Sciuridae.
GCGUGCGCGAAAGGCGCAGCAGGCGCGAGCUCCCGGGCGGUCCCCGAGGCGCGGAUUGGCGCCCGCGCGCGCCCCGGAGGCCCGCGAGGUGCCCGCCCGGGUGCGGGAUGGCGGCCAGCCUGUGGAUGGGAGACCUGGAACCCUACAUGGAUGAGAACUUCAUUUCUAGAGCCUUUGCCACCAUGGGGGAGACCGUGAUGAGCGUCAAAAUUAUCCGAAACCGCCUUACUGGGAUCCCAGCUGGCUACUGCUUUGUAGAAUUUGCAGAUUUGGCCACAGCUGAGAAGUGUUUGCAUAAAAUUAAUGGGAAACCCCUUCCAGGAGCGACACCUGCAAAACGUUUUAAACUGAACUAUGCCACUUAUGGGAAACAACCAGAUAAUAGCCCUGAGUACUCCCUCUUUGUGGGGGACCUAACCCCAGAUGUGGAUGAUGGCAUGCUGUAUGAAUUCUUCGUCAAAGUAUACCCCUCCUGUCGGGGAGGCAAGGUGGUUUUGGACCAGACAGGCGUGUCUAAGGGUUAUGGUUUUGUGAAAUUCACAGAUGAACUGGAACAGAAACGAGCCCUGACGGAGUGCCAGGGAGCAGUAGGACUGGGGUCAAAACCUGUGCGGCUGAGUGUGGCAAUUCCUAAAGCGAGCCGUGUAAAGCCAGUGGAAUAUAGCCAGAUGUAUAGUUACAGCUAUAACCAGUAUUACCAACAGUACCAGAACUACUAUGCCCAGUGGGGCUAUGACCAGAACACAGGCAGCUACAGCUACAGUUACCCCCAAUAUGGCUACACCCAGAGCACCAUGCAGACAUAUGAAGAAGUUGGAGAUGAUGCAUUGGAAGUUGGACACAAUGUCUUUCUUUAUUUUACUUUAUUUGGUGCUGAGGUUCGAACCCCGUGCCCCAUGCAUGCUAGACCCCAUGCCACAGCUGGAUGUGACUGAGGCCAACAAGGAGUUCAUGGAACAGAGUGAGGAGCUGUACGAUGCACUGAUGGACUGCCACUGGCAGCCCCUGGACACAGUGUCUUCAGAGAUCCCUGCCAUGAUGUAACCAGGACAACGGACAAGUCAGGAUGGACUGACUUAAAAAAAGUGAAAACAUUUGCUUUUGGAAAUGAUUUGUAAGAUUUUAAUGACUUUACUAAGAUUAUUACUACUUCUGCAA